AAUACAAGUACACAAAACAUUUUUGUAAUAAUUAAAUAAAAUACAUAAAUAUAUUUUCCUCAAUAUUAUUGCAAUUACAAAAUGAUUCUAACCACACAAAUAACUAUAACUUUGAUGGGAAUUAAUAUUUUGUCAUUUAUACCGAACCCAAUUCAAGGAAGAUGUUUAAGUUUAUCGAAAACUGAUACCCAAGAUUUUUGUCAAAAUAACGAAAGUUUUGAUAAAAUGGACCAUAAUAUAUCAAAUGCCUAUGAAAAUGAUGCUAAAACUACUACUAUAUCGCAAAUUUCACCCAAAACAAAUGUCAAAACUGAUUUAAAUGACACAGAAUCUUGCUCUUCUUCCACAGCAAAUAAUUUGCAGGAUCAAUUAAUUAGUUUGGCAAUUGAAAAUCUCUUGGAUCUUUAUGGCUUAAACAGAAAAUUAUCUCAAUCUCCCAAAGGCAUAAACAACUCAAUUCGGGAUGUAACAAGAAUUAAUAAUGAAGAUCAAGAUAAUAUAGAGGAUAUAAAUAAGAGAAUUGUGAAACGUUCGACUAGGGAACGAAAAGCUCCAACCUAUAAGGAGAAUAUUGAACAAAAUAUAAACUCGAAACAUCGCAUUUCUCAUGGGAAACAUCGCAAAUCUUUUAAAUAUUAA
Calliphora vicina (urban bluebottle blowfly) is the source of this 639-nucleotide messenger RNA. RefSeq lists its product as uncharacterized. The transcript has 2 exons. The record is from RefSeq and is a predicted model, not a curated record. Lineage: Eukaryota; Metazoa; Arthropoda; Insecta; Diptera; Calliphoridae. Bases 82 to 639 code for a protein of 185 amino acids.